This is a messenger RNA of Botrytis byssoidea, 2034 nucleotides long. RefSeq lists its product as uncharacterized. Gene Ontology annotation, molecular function: DNA-binding transcription factor activity; transcription cis-regulatory region binding. Gene Ontology annotation, cellular component: nucleus. Lineage: Eukaryota; Fungi; Ascomycota; Leotiomycetes; Helotiales; Sclerotiniaceae. Bases 1 to 2034 code for a protein of 677 amino acids. The record is from RefSeq and is a predicted model, not a curated record. Gene Ontology annotation, biological process: positive regulation of transcription by RNA polymerase II. The transcript has 8 exons.
AUGUCUCACGAUCUUGUCCAAAACCAUAGUGCCAACGGUGGUUCCACGCUCCGGCAUCCUUGCCCAAGCGAAGCAGACAAGGACCAGAUCAGGGUGUCUUGUUUGCCGUCGAUGCGGGAGGGACCUAAAAGAAGAGCUCGGAAUUUCAAGAUUGUGGAUGUAACAUCACAAGUUGAGAAAAGAUCCCGGAUAGACGAUCACCCACAGAUAAAUCCAAGUCAUACCCAUGUAGCAAUUAGCUACGAAAGUCCUUACAACAAUAAAUCUCUGGGGGAGAGUUUGGAACCUCUGGUCCCUGUAACUGACGAACCUUCCAUGUACCAUUCCCAAUUGCAUUCGGAGUAUCCUUCACUCAACACUCCCAACUCAAUGACCGUAUCGUACCCUGACGAUAGUUCUUUCAGAGAAGAUAACGAUCAAUAUAUGGAAGUAGACGCCAGCCGGAGAAGUGAGUCAUCUGUGUAUCGCCGUCAAGAUUCUCAUGGUCAGUCGUAUUCCGAUGAAGAUCAUUGUAUUAGCAACCUAGAAGCGGAACAUAUGACAUCUCCUAAUCAUGACGUAUCGAGCGAUCGGACGGAUCCCGAAGGUGCAGCUGCUGAUCUUCUAGCACUAUGGUAUUUGCAGCAAUCAAAGCCCGCUGUUGCUGAAUCCCAGGUAUCAAGGCCUCCUUCCGAUAAUAGAAGUAUUCUUACUGAUAUCAAUCAAGCACAGAUGCUCGAGCAUGGGGUCUUCGAUAACCAUCGGGAUGGUAUCUUCCUGACUGGCUCGGAGUUUCAGGAAUAUCACUCGACUUUGAGAGAUCACUUGAUCUUCACUGCGCGAUCGAACUGCCCGACUCGCGUGGGCACCCCAGAUUUACAAGAACCCGAUUUUAGCUUCGCCGAGAGAUCGUUUUCUGGAAAUAAAGGGACAGACCUAGGCUCAGAAUCAGCUGGGUACUCCAGGUCACCUGAGAUCACACCACAGCGAGAAUAUAUUCUGUGGAAAACCUGGAUUGAUGAGCUCGCUCCAUGGGUAUCAUGGGAUUUAUCUUAUACCUAUAAUGGCCAGGAAAAUCCCCCAUCUCAAGAACUCGAUCUUAGCUUUAUCUGCUCGCCAGAUCGAAAUGAAGGAAACCUCCGAGUCAUCGCGGAAAGCUUAGCGCUGUAUCAAGAAGCAAUUCACCUUCUUCUGCCGGAGUUACAAAGCAGGGAUACUGCUGUGAUAGCAUCCUGUGUUAUAUUGUGUGUACUGGAAAUGAUGAGUUGUUCUCCAAAAGAAUGGAGGAGGCAUCUGAAAGGAUGUGCAAAUUUACUGAAGGCUGUUGGAAUCAAUGGAUUCGUCGGCCGGGUGGAGGAAGCUUUGUUCUGGUGCUUUGCUCGCAUGGAUAUUUGUGGUGCUUUGAUCUCUCAUGAUAUCACGCUUAUUCCGGUAACACGUUGGGCAUCAAAUGUCGACUUCUCGUCUGACGUCAAGCUUUUCCAAAAUCCAGACAAUGAUUUUGAUACAUACGCCAAUUAUGCAGUCUUUUUGUGCGCCAACUGCGUUGCAUACCUCAAAGCCUGUAAAGAAUGGGCUCCGGAAACACAAGAUAGUCGGUGGAUCGAGCUUGUUAACCUUCUCGAUGAUUGGUACACAGUGAGACCAGAGGAAAUGAAGCCAAUCUUGAGUAUCUCGCUCAAUGAAGGCGAGAUUCAUCGCCCCUUUCCGACCGUUUUGUAUGGAAAUGGGCCUGCAGUCUCCGGAAACCAAUUGUAUCAUACAGCAAUGUUGUUAAUGUUGCAAGAAAGGCCUGACAGGUUGCAAGGACAACAAAGACAAAAAUCAAUAUUUUGGCAUGCCCGCCAGAUAUGUGCUAUCUCUGAGUCAAAUACACAUCACGGCGAGUGGACAAAUUCAAUCCAGCCCAUAUGGAUUGCGGGAAAGAUCAUGAGUCACCCGAGCGAACAUCGAGCUAUUUUAGAUAUACUGAAUAGAAUUGAACAAGAGACAGGUUGGGUGACAAGCUGGAGGAGAGAAGAUUUGAAGGCCUGGUGGGGUGACUACGAUGAUUGA